This is a messenger RNA of Heterotrigona itama, 1887 nucleotides long. The record is from the annotation of a GenBank genome assembly. NCBI's taxonomy places the organism in Eukaryota, Metazoa, Arthropoda, Insecta, Hymenoptera, Apidae.
AUGGACAGUGUUGCCACAUCUACUUUGAGAGUUAUUUGUUGAAUUGAACAUGAUGAUAUUUCAUCAUUGAAGGAAUAUAACGAAAUUUUGUAUAUUUGAUUUAGACUAGAGUUUUUUAUUUUUUAUUCCAAGUUAACAUUUCAUGCGGAAUGCGUGCUUAUUGGGUUUAAAUUAAUUAAAGAUUACAACGAAAUAUGCAAUACACUUCUUAUGAUUCUUGAAAAUAAUCGAUAUUUCUCAAAUUUACAUGGCAAGUAUGGCAGAAAGAAGCACACCGCAUCUGUAAAGAAAAAAGUAAUAUUUCCUGUGAAAUGCGCGCGUAUUGGGUUUAAAUUAAAGAUUACAGCGCCAACGGCGGAAUACGCAAUUCACUUCCAACGAUUCUCGAACUCGAAAUCGAUAUUUUAUGAUCGAUUUUUAACCGGGAAGUGGCGAAGCAUACCUCAUCUGGGUUUCCAGAUAGUGCACCAUUCACUCAUAGGACAGAACAGGCCUGGACAACCACCUGUUCGCACUUACGGGUGUGGAGGAGACCAAUUCAACCAUUUUCUCCGUACCGAACCUGAACCGGGUGAUGCUUCUGCUUCUCAUACUCUUUUCAGCAAUGUACACUUUUCUCUAAAAAUGUUUUAUAUUAAACCUCCGACAGGAAAAAUAUCAUUUCAUAUUAUAGAAAAGUGCGUUCUUGAUAGGUUAGAAUAUAUGCAACUACUGUACGAAAGUAAACCUCAUGAAUUUAAUGGUGAUUUGGAAUAUUUAUUAGAAAAUUCAGUAUAUGACAAAAUUGGACAUUUUAUAUUAAGGUUAUUAGCAUCUAUAUCUCAAGAGCUAUUUAAUUAUUGGAUUGUCAGAGAAACAUUGUUAUUCCAAACUAGGCUGAAUUAUAUUUUACCAAGACAAUUGUAUAGAUUAUUUAAAAGUAUUUUACAUCAAUCAGAAGAACUUAAAGAUAAAAAAGGACUGAUUAACAAAACAUUAAUCGAUAUAUGUAGUUUUUUUUCAAAACCACUUGUCUUUAAACAUAUUGUAUCAAAAAAUCAUACAAAAAAUUGUAAUUUUCUUAAAACUAAAGUGAGAUACGAGAUAGUACCAGAUUUAAUAAAGAAAAGAGAAUUAGACUUGAAUGCAGGAUAUGCUAUUGUAUAUUGUUCCAAAUUAAAAGAAGUAUUAAAAUCAUUGUUUUAUACUCAUAUAAGUAAAGAAGUAAUAUGCAUGAAAUCAAAAGCACAACAUACUAUAAAUCAGGAUAUUAGACUUGAUUACCUAUAUUAUAAAAUUCGUUCUAAAGUAUUUCGAGGAAAUCAAACAUCUAUUAAACAAGGGUAUAUAACUAAAGAAAAUAUAGACAUCGAAGUAAAAAAUUUUCCACUUUGUAUGCAGCAUCUGCAUAUAAGACUAAGGAGAGUACAUAGACUUAGUCAUUAUGCUCGUUUUUAUUAUAGUUUGUUUUUAAAAGAUGGUGGAAUGCAACUAGAGGAUGCUAUAAAUUAUUGGAAAGAAGAAUAUUCUAAACCUCAUUCCUGUUCUUCUCAUUGUUCACAUAAUUGGGAAGCAAAUGAACGAAAAUUUAUGUACAGUAUUCGACACUUUUAUGGCUUAGAAGGGUCCCGAAAAAAUUAUAAAUCUCCUGCUUGUGAAUUGAUGUGUAUGAGUUCAUCAAGUCCUAUGUAUGAAGGAGGAUGUCCAUUUAAAAGUUUUGACAUAAACACACUAAAACAUCUCUUAUCUUUAUCAUUAUCAAAUGAUCAUGUAACAAACUUAUUGAAAACUCUAUCUCCUCAAAUUCCUCAGACGUCUUGUGCUAAAUUUUUUAAAAUACUAAAUCAAGAUAGCAAUGACAUCGUUAUUAAUAGUCCUUUACAAUAUUACUUAGCAAUGAUUAAUUAA